Molecule: messenger RNA, 963 nt
Organism: Arxiozyma heterogenica
Lineage: Eukaryota; Fungi; Ascomycota; Saccharomycetes; Saccharomycetales; Saccharomycetaceae
Gene: PGA3
Product: cytochrome-b5 reductase
Exons: 1
Coding region: 1-963 (320 amino acids)
Cellular component (GO): plasma membrane; endoplasmic reticulum
Molecular function (GO): oxidoreductase activity
Source: RefSeq, a predicted model, not a curated record
AUGUCAUCUUCUACUAUUCCUACUAAUACAGAUCAUGAUGACGAAUAUAAUAUUUUGAGUGAACCUUUACAUGGAAUUUAUAUUCCAACUGCAUUAUUUUUCAUCGGUAUUAUCAUAUUAACAUGGUUUUCCAAGAAUUAUAAAAUAUUAUUAAGUUUACCUGUGUUUGUGAGUUAUUUAGCCUUCAAAUGGAUUAGGUCCUUUAACAGAAAACAAUCUUUAUUCAAAGAUAAAUGGACUCCAUUAGAAUUGGUAGAUCAAACUUUGAUCUCAAAGAACACUGCCAUCUAUCGUUUCAAUUUAAAGACUAAACUAGAAUCUUUGAACAUUCCAGCAGGCCAUCAUGUUGCAGCCAGAUGUAUCAUCGAUAAUAAGGAAGUAGUUAGAUACUACAAUCCAAUCAAUCCAAAAUAUGAUGAAGGCCAUUUAGACAUUAUUGUCAAAUCUUAUAAAGACGGUCAACUUUCUAAGCAUUUUGCAUCAUUGACACCUGGUGAAUUCAUUGAAUUUAAGGGUCCAUUUGGGACCUUAAACUACGAACCAAACUCGUCAAAGGAAAUUGGUAUUAUCGUUGGUGGUUCUGGUAUAACACCAGCUUUGCAAAUCUUGAAUGAAAUCAUCACUACUCCCGAAGAUUUGACUAAAGUAUCUCUUAUCUACUGUAAUGACACCGAAAAUGAUAUCUUAUUAAAGGAUGAAUUGGAUGAAAUUAAUGAGAAAUAUCCAUAUUUAUCUGUUCAUUAUGUUGUUAGAUACCCAAGAAACGCAGAAGUUUGGGUUGGUGAUGUUGGCUUAAUCACUAAAGAAAUUAUGGAGAAAUACUUACCAAAAUACUCAUCGGACAAUAGAUUGUUUAUUUGUGGUCCUGAUGGUAUGAAAGCUUCCGUGCUAAAAUAUGCUAAAGAAUUAGGUUGGAAAACGAGCGAAGAAACUACAGGUGAUGAUCAAGUUUUUGUUUUUUAA